CGAGCUGGUCCGUGAACAAACAGCAAGAGCCAACAAGGCUUUCCAGUUUCCACGAGAGGAAUACAGAAAAAAGAGAAAAGGAGGGCGAAGAUGACGCUGGGUCUUAUCAACGCCAACCCCGUGGUUCACGCUAAGAAGGAAAGGGUCGCUCGCACCGAAGAUCUUCACGGAGACGACGCCGUUGAUCCUCUAGAAAUCUAUGAUUUCGUGAGGGAUAUAAGAGAUCCGGAGCAUCCCUACUCUUUGGAACAGCUCAGCGUUCUUUCGGAGGAAUCGAUCACCGUUGAUGACAAGCUCGGUCGUAUUCUGAUCACUUUCACACCAACCAUCCAGCACUGCAGUAUGGCAACCGUAAUCGGCCUAUGCCUAAGAGUGAAACUAAAACAUUAUUUCCCUCCGCAUUAUAAGGUAGACAUCAAAGUAUCUCCUGGAUCUCAUGCAAACGAAGAAUCAGUUAACAAGCAGUUAAAUGAUAAGGAAAGAGUCGCUGCGGCCUUGGAGAAUCCCAACCUUCGCCAACUUGUGGAUGAGUGUCUGUACUCCAAUGACCUUUGAUCAAGUACACUUUCCUGCUCAAUUAGCCUAUGUACUGGGAAAACGUCACUAGUUGUCAAAUGCAAUAAGAAGUGGCUGUUCCUGUCUUGUGAAUUUUAUCUACCCAAUGUCAUUAGCUCCUCGCAGACUUGCUUACUAUUUGUUGCUUCACAUGGAUGUGUGAGGAACUGCAUGUUGAUAGUAGACUCUCUUAAUGCACAAUAUAAGUUUCUGAUUAUAUAAAUGGUUCUCAAUCUUGAAGACUA
Corylus avellana is the source of this 800-nucleotide messenger RNA. Its product is annotated as MIP18 family protein (DUF59). Lineage: Eukaryota; Viridiplantae; Streptophyta; Magnoliopsida; Fagales; Betulaceae. The record is from RefSeq and is a predicted model, not a curated record.